Planococcus citri (citrus mealybug) is the source of this 1582-nucleotide messenger RNA. RefSeq names its product pancreatic triacylglycerol lipase-like. Gene Ontology annotation, molecular function: lipase activity. Lineage: Eukaryota; Metazoa; Arthropoda; Insecta; Hemiptera; Pseudococcidae. The coding region runs from base 374 to 1501 and encodes 375 amino acids. Gene Ontology annotation, biological process: lipid catabolic process. The transcript is spliced from 7 exons. The record is from RefSeq and is a predicted model, not a curated record.
UAGUUCGGUUAUACACACACACAGUUCAAUUAUUCUAAUAUGAUGACACAUACGACGCAUUUAAAAGACUGCUGAGCUUCCAAUGGAGAAAAUCUUAUAUCGUUACAGUUUUGUUUUUACGUAUAAAAGACGUGUUGAUAAUUUAAAAUACAAAUUUUUAGUAACCCUGGAUGCGGACUUGGCAUAAUAUUGUCCAUGGGAUUCAGUAUAAUAAUUUUAACCUUUAACGAUUAAUUUGAUUUUUCAUUAUUAUUAUGAACGAGUAAAUAAAAUAAAACUUCGAAUUAGUUAUACUGUUGGUACAUAGUUUAGUGUUUUCCUUAUUUUAUUAUAGAACAGUGUUGUUUGUUUUUAUGUUGGACGAGGAAGAGAAAUGAAUCAUUUAGGAAUUUUAUUAUCGUUUGGACUUCUUGUAACUUCUGGGUACUGCGGUUUCAUCAAAUUUGGCCCAUGUCUUAUUGGAUGGAAAGAGACGUGUCCUGAUUCGCACAUCAAUUUUUACCUAUUUACAAAGAAUAAUUCACUCAAACCACAAAAAGUUUUACCAGAUAAAAAUGAUAUUUUGAAAUCGAAUUAUAAUCCAGAGAAGUCGAACAAAAUAAUUAUCCACGGAUACAACAGCGAUAUGAACCUCUUCCAGUUGGUGAGAAUGAAAAAUGAAUACCUCGAACUCGAUUAUAACGUUUGGAUGAUCGACUGGGGAGAAAUAGCUGCUGGACCUUGUUAUCCGAUAGUUGUGAGCAAUUUGAAUUAUGUUGGGAAAUGUAUAGCUCAAUUGGUGAAUGAGAUUUUAUCCAUCUCAAAAGCUCCUAAAGAGGUCUUCCAUUUGUUAGGAUUUAGCGUCGGAGCUCAUUUGGCGGCGUAUGUUGCAAAUCACGUCAGACCUUAUAAAUUUUCCCGAAUAACAGGCUUGGAUCCAGCGUUACCAUUAUUUACAACUCCUUUGAAAGAUGGAAAACUAGAUAAAAGUGACGCCGAAUUCGUCGAUGUUCUCCAUACGGAUGCCUUGAAGGAAGGAAAAGUUGAAACUUGUGGUCAUGUAGAUUUCUAUGUAAACGGUGGAAUAGAACAGCCAGGAUGUAAAACUAGUAGUAUUAUUGAUACCAGUCGAUGUAAUCACUACAGAUCUGCGGCGUAUUUUGCUGAAUCUAUUACUUCAAAUGUUGGCUUCUAUGGUUGGUUCUGCGAUGGAUUUUUUCAUUAUUUAUUUAACAAGUGCCCUCCUAAAACACCUGACAUAUUGAUGGGAGAAUACGUCAACAGAAAGGUAACAGGUUCCUAUAUCCUGCAUACAGCUGAUAAACCACCGUAUGCUAUGGGACGAAAUUUUUCAAGUGCUCAAUCAAAUGCUAGUUUUCCAUCUCCGUCGAAUAUUCCUUCAGAGAGCACAGUGGCGUUGGAGCAAUUUUCGAAUAGCGUUGUUGUAAAUGAAGCUUUUAAUGCGGCUGAAGUUUCACUAGCUGCUUCUGGAGAAAAUGUGACUUUUUUGGAUGUUCUUUAAGUGAAGCGUACUUACGUGUAUUUUUUAAAAUAAUUUUAUACAGAGAUAUUGAACCACAUAAACCAUUAUUUUAGCCAGUUA